Staurois parvus is the source of this 276-nucleotide messenger RNA. NCBI's taxonomy places the organism in Eukaryota, Metazoa, Chordata, Amphibia, Anura, Ranidae. The record is from the annotation of a GenBank genome assembly.
GGGAGACCAGAUAUAGUGAAUGCAGGGUCCGGAGAGACCAGAUGUAGAGAAUGCAGGGUCCGGGGAGACCAGAUAUAGUGAAUGCAAGAGUCCGGGGAGACCGGAUAUAAUGAAUGCAGGGUCCUGGGAGACCAGAUAUAGUGAAUGCAGGGUCCGGGAGACCAGAUAUAAUGAAUGCAGGGUCCUGGGAGACCAGAUAUAGUGAAUGCAGGGUCCUGAAAGACCGGAUAUAAUGAAUGCAGGGUCCUGGGAGACCAGAUAUAGUGAAUGCAGGGU